This is a messenger RNA of Erigeron canadensis, 3317 nucleotides long. Its product is annotated as kinesin-like protein NACK2. Gene Ontology annotation, molecular function: ATP binding; microtubule motor activity; microtubule binding. The record is from RefSeq and is a predicted model, not a curated record. Gene Ontology annotation, biological process: microtubule-based movement. NCBI's taxonomy places the organism in Eukaryota, Viridiplantae, Streptophyta, Magnoliopsida, Asterales, Asteraceae. The transcript has 14 exons. Bases 150 to 3041 code for a protein of 963 amino acids.
CUGAUGGAGAUAAUACCUCUUUCCAAAAUUACAACACCCCAAAACCCAACAAAAUUCAGAGAUACAGAUUCUUGAUUCCUUCUUCUUUCCAAACAUACAUUCACUAUCCGAAAAAAUCUGUCAAUAUUUCUUUCAUAAUUUUGUGUACGAUGACUACCACCUCCCUAAGUGCUCCAGUGACUCCGGCAACAAAACGAUGUGCGACGCCUUCAUCAUCAACAUCAAGAAGAAGAGAAAGAGAAAGAGAAAGAGAAAGAGAAAGAAUCGGUAAUAGUUGUUGUAGCAAGGAAGAAAAGAUACUGGUGACCAUUAGGAUCAGACCAUUGACUCCGAGAGAACUUUCUGCUUACGAUCUUAUCGCUUGGGACUGCCCCGACGAAAAUACCAUUGUUUCAAGAAACCUCAAUCGCCAUCACAAUGGAACUUACACUUUUGAUAAAGUGUUUGACCAAUAUUGUCCAAAUACAAAGAUCUACGAACAAGGGGCCAGAGACGUUGCUCUCUCUGCUAUUAACGGAAUCAACGCGACCAUCUUUGCCUACGGUCAGACCAGCAGUGGCAAAACUUACACCAUGAGGGGAAUUGCAGACAAUGUUGUCAAUGACAUUUAUGCCCACAUUCACAAAGCUGAGGAAAGUAAAUAUGUGUUGAAGCUUUCUGCUCUUGAGAUUUAUAAUGAGACUGUAGUAGACCUCUUGAACCGUGAUUCUGGCGCCCUUCGUCUCUUGGAUGAUCCCGAGAAAGGCACGCUUGUGGAGAAGCUGACUGAGGAGGUAGUCAAAGAUGCACAGCAUCUUAGGUGCUUAAUUGCUACUUGUGAAGCUCAGAGGCAAGUGGGCGAAACUUCAUUGAAUGAUCGAAGCUCAAGAUCACAUCAGAUAAUUAAACUGACUAUUGAAAGCAGUCUUCGUGAUGAAUCAGGAUGUGUCAAAUCUCUCUUUGCAAGUUUGAGUCUUGUGGAUCUUGCUGGCAGUGAGCGUGCAGCUCAAACGAAUGCAGAUGGUGCUAGAUUAAAGGAAGGAAGUCAUAUAAAUAGAAGUCUACUCACUUUGACGACUGUGAUUCGGAAGUUAAGUGGUGGGAAGAAGACCAGUCACAUACCUUACAGGGAUUCAAAACUCACAAGAAUAUUGCAGACUUCACUAGGAGGGAAUGCACGGACUGCAAUUAUAUGCACUAUGAGUCCUGCUUUAAGUCAUGUGGACCAAUCACGAAACACCCUGUCUUUUGCGACUAGUGCAAAGGAAGUUAUAAAUAAUGCUGAAGUUAAUAUGGUUGUUGCUGACAAGCAAUUGGUUAAGCAUUUGCAAAAGGAGGUCACAAGACUUAAAGCAGAAUUGCUGAGUCCAGAGCCUUCUUCCUCUAAUUGUUUAAGGUCAUUGCUGCUGGAAAAGGAGCAAAAAAUUCAGCAGAUGGAGAAAGAAAUGAAUGAGCUGAAGCAUGAGAGAGACUAUGCAGUAUCUCAGCUUGAAGUGGCAAGGAAGUUACAGAAAGAAACAAAGGAAUCUACUCAUGGUGGCACCUCUCACCAAGUAGUCAAAUGUCUAUCCUUUAGUAGCAAGGAUGUAUCAGCAUCUGGCAGGCGAAUCUCUGAAUCAUCAGAAAAAAAGAGAGACAGAAGACGGAGAACAUUGAGACAGUCAACUGCUUCUCUUGACCCGUGCAUGCUGGUACAUGAAAUAAGAAAGCUUGAGAUGAGGCAAAGGCAGCUAGGAGAAGAAGCAAAUCGUGCACUAGAAUUACUUCACAAGGAGGUUUCCUCCCACAGAUUAGGGAAUCAGGAUGCUGCUGAAACAAUAGCAAAACUGUUGUGUGAAAUCAAGCAGAGGCAUAACAGUUUCACACUUGAUGAUAUUGAAGUUAAGGAUAAAGCCAGUUUGAAGGAAGAGAUAGGACGGUUGAAAUGUGAAGAAAACACUAUUGCGUCUCUUGAAGAAAAGCUAGAAAACGUACAAAAAUCGUUAGACAAAUUAGUGUUGUACAGUGGUGAGGAUGGUCCAAAUUCAGACUCUAGAACUCCCUUAAAAAAGAAGAAAAUUCUUCCUUUCACAUUGAGAAAUAAUGGGAGUAUGCCAAAUUUUAUACGCUCCCCAUGUUCUCCUUCCACCUUAAAUCUGCAUGGUAAUGAGAAUAGGGAUCCUGAGAGUCAUGAUGUGUUAUUAGCUGCUGGUACACUCCAAAGACAGAAGGCGACUCCUCAAAAGAUUGAUGAUGACAUGUCUUUGAAGAAAAUGACUUCUGCAUCUGCAUCUAAGCAACCAAGCACGGUGAACGUGAAAAAGCUUCAGAUGAUGUUUAAGGUUGCAGCUGAGGAUAACAUCAGAAGUAUAAAAGCUUAUGUUAAUGAACUAAAAGAACGGGUGGCAAAGCUACAAUACCAAAAGCAGCUACUCGUCUGCCAGGUGUUGGAGCUAGAGGAAGUGAAUGAUGGAGAAAGUGAUGAAGCUGAUGCAGGGGAUCAGUCUCCGAUGCCACGUCAUUUGGUGUUUGAAGAACAGAGAAAGCAGAUAAUAAUGUUAUGGCAUUUGUGUCACGUAUCUAUUAUACACAGGACACAAUUCUACAUGCUAUUCAAAGGAGAGCCUGCUGAUGAUAUAUACGUCGAAGUUGAACUUCGAAGACUAACAUGGUUGGAGCAACACCUAUCUGAGCUUGGAAAUGCAAGUCCAGCUCUCCUGGGUGAUGAACCAGCGGGGUCUGUUGCAUCAAGUAUCAAGGCUUUAAAGCAGGAGAGGGAAUACCUGGCAAAAAGAGUGACUACGAAACUUAGUGCGGAAGAGAGGGAAAUGUUGUAUAUAAAAUGGGAGAUCCCGGUUGAAGGAAAGCAAAGGAGGAGGCUUCAACUGGUGAAUCGAUUGUGGACCGACCCACUUAACAUGCCACAUGUUAAAGAGAGCGCUGAAAUAGUCGCAAAACUUGUGGGUUUUUGCGAAUCAGGGGAGCAUGCUUCCAAAGAGAUGUUUGCACUCAAUUUUGUAAAUCCGUCUGACAAGAAAGCUUGGAUGGGUUGGAACUUGAUAUCCAAUCUGUUGCAUUUGUAACGUGCCAGGUUGAGCGUAUCCAUAGCUUGUAAACAACCAUGCUACAAGGGUUGUCAAGACGAAUCUAUCUGAAGCUGUCAAAAAUCAAUAGUUUUUGUACUACUAGAUAUUAUUUUUGAGGUUUUCUAAUGUGUUUUUGAUAAACUUCUACUCUACCCAAUCGCUCAUGUUUCGGGUUUGCAUGACAUCACUACAGAUAUUUUAACUUCACUAGUUUUGUAUAAAUAAAAGAAGAGAAAAUAUCAAAAAUGGUCCCUGUAGUUUGUCAUAUUCGCA